AUGGUUUCUUUAAGGUUUCUUUUGUGUUUUCUCUUCAUAAGUGGAUGUGCUGCCACAAUUGUCUCUCACGAUGGCCGAGCCAUCACCAUUGAUGGUCAUCGUCGAAUUCUUCUCUCUGGUUCUAUUCACUACCCUAGAAGCACCCCUGAGAUGUGGCCGGAUCUUAUAAAGAAGGGCAAAGAAGGAGGUCUUGAUGCGAUCGAGACUUAUGUGUUUUGGAAUGCACAUGAACCUACUCGUCGUCAAUAUGAUUUCUCUGGAAAUCUAGAUCUUAUUCGUUUCUUAAAAACCAUUCAAGAUCAAGGUUGUAUGGAGUUCUUCGUAUUGGACCAUAUGUUUGUGCAGAGUGGAACUACGGUGUGGCUGCAUAACAUGCCCGGAAUGGAAUUCAGAACUACUAAUACCGCGUUUAUGAAUGAGAUGCAAAAUUUUACAACUAUGAUAGUAGAAAUGAUUGAAAAUGAGUAUGGAAAUGUGAUUGGCUCAUAUGGAGCUUCUGGUAAGGCAUACAUUCAG
This is a messenger RNA of Capsella rubella, 516 nucleotides long. Its product is annotated as beta-galactosidase 15. Gene Ontology annotation, molecular function: beta-galactosidase activity. The record is from RefSeq and is a predicted model, not a curated record. Gene Ontology annotation, cellular component: vacuole; cell wall. Gene Ontology annotation, biological process: carbohydrate metabolic process. Lineage: Eukaryota; Viridiplantae; Streptophyta; Magnoliopsida; Brassicales; Brassicaceae.